This is a messenger RNA of Cercopithifilaria johnstoni, 543 nucleotides long. NCBI's taxonomy places the organism in Eukaryota, Metazoa, Nematoda, Chromadorea, Rhabditida, Onchocercidae. The record is from the annotation of a GenBank genome assembly.
AUGGUUCGAACCAAAGCGGAUGUGAAGAAAUACGAUGUGUCUUCUAAUUCUUCGAAGAAUAAUUUAACUGUUGAAGAUUCUGUAUUCCCUGUAAUACGGCAUCAAAAUGCCUCUUCGGAACUUCAACAAAUGCCAGAACGUAAAGAAAACCCGGGCAAAACAACCAGUGAAUUUGAGCAAGGUUUGAAUCGCAGUGGUGGGCAUCCUCGAUAUGGUCAUAAAGCUGUACACAACUCAAAAAAGCGUUCUCGGCGCUAUAGGCCAGGCGUGAGGGCUCUCCAAGAAAUUCGGAAAUAUCAGAAAUCGACGAAGUUGCUGGUUAGAAAAUUGCCGUUUGCUCGUCUUGUUAAGGAGAUUGCAAGUGAAAUGACUGGUUCUGAUCGGUAUCGUUUUGCAGUGGAAGCAAUUGCUGCACUUCAGGAGGCAUCAGAAGCUUUUAUAGUCCAAUUUUUCGAAAAUGCUGUGUUGUGCAGCCAGCACGCUAAACGGGUAACAGUGAUGCAGCGUGAUGUUCAGCUUGUUCGUCGCCUGUUCAAUAUUUGA